Messenger RNA from Syngnathus acus (greater pipefish), 8441 nucleotides. RefSeq names its product transcription regulator protein BACH2-like. The record is from RefSeq and is a predicted model, not a curated record. Gene Ontology annotation, biological process: regulation of transcription by RNA polymerase II. Gene Ontology annotation, molecular function: DNA-binding transcription factor activity, RNA polymerase II-specific; protein binding; RNA polymerase II cis-regulatory region sequence-specific DNA binding. Lineage: Eukaryota; Metazoa; Chordata; Actinopteri; Syngnathiformes; Syngnathidae. The transcript has 4 exons. Bases 2190 to 4454 code for a protein of 754 amino acids.
GUUGCUCGCUCGCUGUACUUUACGUUCACAAUGCGCGAGCGCUACGACGUAUUGUCCUCUUAAAAAAAAAAAAAAAAAAAAAGCGGCGUGCUGGAGCACCGAAUUGGUGUCUGUUUGCAUGCUUGCUUCCUUCCCUCCUCCACUUGUUUCUGUUGCAGCCAUGCUCUUGUCGGUUGUUGUUUCUUGCGGGGCUUGUGUGUUCGUGCCCCGCUGUGCUGAUGCUGAUAUGACGGUUGCAUGAGGUGUUUUGACUUCAAACUCGUCCGUUCGUUCCCUUGAGCCAGCAUAUUAGCAACCCAAAUGGCGGUUGUUUGGUUCCCUUUUGCAGCCAAAGCGUGUCUGGUUUGAACAUAAAAGGGGCAGGUUCCAACCGACGCCACGGUGCCUGAUGUCAUUUGGACUGAGCCGGUUUGUAGCAUGGCAGGGCGAGCACACGCAUGGCCGGGAUUUGCACAAGUUGGCCACUUGAAAUGGCCUGUAAAUAUCGUGUGCUUUCUAAUGUGUCUGAAAAGACGAGGUGGGAAACGUUGAGGCGCGAGGAUCUGCUCGUCGUGCCGCUUUACCUGCUGUCAUUGUGGGGCAGAAAGGCGCUGGCAAGGGACAAAGGAGCUCGGCUCAGUUGAGGAAAGGAAAGCCUCGCUCGCUCCCUCCCUCCCUCGCUCGCUCGCUCGCUCGCUCCCUCCCUCCCUCGCUCCCUCCCUCCCUCGCUCCCUCCCUCCUCGUCGUAUUCCCGCCCUCUGCUGCCACCGCGGAUCGCUCCUUCUUUCACUUGAUCUGCUCAAUUUGCUCCAAGCUUUCGUUGUAACUAUUAGUCCCGUUGGCAACCUGAAGGAUGAGACCAGAGGCUGCUUCAUUUCCAAUCAAACCAUGGCAAAUGUGAGCCAGUCUAUUGGUCUUCAACUUGGCUUUGUAUCCCUGGCUGGGGUUCCUUCUGCCUUCCACCCCGAGCAUCUCAGCGCUUGCAGCAGCAGCAGCAGCAGCAGGACUUUGCUUCUCUUGCUCCAUCGGCCUCUGGUGCUUAACAUAUACUUCAAAUGAAUCCAUUAGAAGCGAGGUGACUGAAGCCAAUGAAAUAUUUACUGGUGUUCUUGCUGCAGACUGGUGGGAACUCCAUUCAAAGAUGCGCCAAAUAAGGCUAAAUGCUAUGAAUUGGAUGGAAAGAAUGCAAGCAAGCGAGGCCUUGCAGCGUUGCCGUUUCUUGUUUAUCUGGUGGCUGCCGAUCUGGCAAACCAUCUGGCACGCUUGCCGCUGAUUGGUGCAGACAUGAAGCAGAUGGUGAGAUGAUGGUCAGUUGUUUUGGACCCUGCUUAAAGAGCACAUUGCCUAGGCAGAGGUCACUAAGCUGAAACUAGAGCUAAAGCUCUUUAGCUCAGGGAGUAUUAUGGUGUCUGAGGAACACUCAUUUGGCAGGAAAAGCGCUGGAAUGGACCAGUUUGUUCCCAUUUCAAAUGUCUAACCUACAUCAGAAACAAAGGAAUUCAUCACCACAAAAAGUCUUUUCUAGAUAGAUAGAUAGAUAGAUAGAUUAUAGCCCUUUGAUCUUCAUCACAGCGCCUCAAUGCCGUUGGCUGAUGCAAGGCGCCGCCAGGCUCACUCAGAGCAAAUGAAGCUUCAGUGUCUUGCCAAUAGUGCAUCUUCCGCGCUUUUUUGGGUUGGUCAUUGUGAAAAUCCCAGAUAUUUUUGCAGAACAGACCAAAUAUUUGACCAAGUAGCCAUCCCAUGCAAUCAAUCAGAUGAUUCCCUUGGGCUGCUCCAUUUGUGUGUGUUGUGCAGUGCAAUGCAAUGCAAUGCAAUGCAAUGGCAGCCACCACCACCCUUGCUGGCUUAGUACCAUGCCGUCUUCUCUAACGCUCAUUCAUACUUGCGUACGUGCUCAAUACUGUCUGUACGCGUGGAUGAGCGAGAAAUAGGAUAUCCCAGAUGAAAGUGAGACAUAAUCGGGGCAGAGAUGAGAAAAAGUAGGACAAAGACACUCAGUCAAAGUGGUUUGUUGCAAGUGGACUCAUUGGUGUACUAUAAGCAUGCUGUUCUGCGUUUGUAUUUCUGGGCCAAAUAUUUCAGCUAAAGUGACCUUCUUGUAUGUUUGCAGAUGAAGAAAAGAAAAAUAAAAAGAAGGGGGAAAAAGUGGCAAACGUCUGCCUUAGCGCUACCGUCGUGUUUUCUUUGCGUCCAGGGCGCCACCGGGAGUGAUGUCGACGGGCGACGAGCAGGAGGCAGAGGCAACCGUGCCCGUAUACGUGUACGAGUCCAAGGUCCACUGCGCCAAUGUUUUGUUGAGCCUGGAAGAGCAGCGGCGACAGGGCGUCCUGUGCGACGUCACCGUGGUGGUGGAGGGCAGGGAGGUCCGAGCGCACAGGGCCAUCCUCGCUGCCAGUAGCCGCUACUUCCUGCAAGCCCUGCUGGGAUACAACGGCCCGCCGGGGGAACCCGUCAUUAACCUCCCGGACAAGGUUAGCGCAAAGGGCUUUGCCCCGCUGCUCCAGUUCGCCUACACGGCCAAGCUGCUUUUAAGCCGGGAGAACAUCCACGAGGUCAUCCUGUGCGCCGACUUCCUGGGCGUCCACAAUCUGGAGGAUUCUUGUUUCCGCUUUCUUCAAGCCCAGCUGCAGAAUGACACACAACGGAGCGGCAAGAAGGAAUACAGCAAUGAAUUUUACGAGCCGCGCCAUUCCACAGACGGCGGGCAGCACGCCAGCAAUGUAGCAACCGCAAAGCCACUUCCGACCGACCUUCCCGGGUAUCGGCACGACAGCGAGGGCCGUGACGACCACCGCCGUGACGACGACGACGACGUGAUCUUGGCCGCCGACCGUCACUCCGGCAGCCCCGUAAGCUCGCAGCUCACCGACUGCACCGAUGGCACCACGCAAGCGCUUAUCAGCCCCUCGCACAUCAAAGAGGAACCCAUCUUUGAGGACGAAGGAGACGACGGACGCGCGUGCAACCGAGAUUUGUCCAUGGAAGAGGUGCUCGAGAUGGAGUUAGAAGUGGAAGGGGUUCCCGUAGCGGCCGAGUGCUCCCCGAGCCACAGCGGCGCCGGCGGCGGCGGCUCGCCUUCAUCCUGCCUGCGCUCGCCUUCGUCCUGCCUGCGCUCGCCUUCGUCCUGCCUGCGCUCGCCUUCGUCCUGCCUGCGCUCCUACCUCCAAAGAGGAGGACUGGAUCUCAGCGGCGUGCCGAGCGCCACCAUCGAGCAGCUGCUGUCCAACAGACUGUCCCUCAGCCACUACAGGGAGAUAGUCAAGCACAGACAUAAGGACAAAAGGGAAGCGGCCAGCGCACCGCCGGAUGUAGCGGGAGCAGCGCUGUGUGCCGGCAAAGCCUCCUCCUCCUCGUCCUCCUCCUCCUCCUCUUCCUCAUCAACAACCUCAGGGGAGCUCGAUAGACGCAGUGUCAUUUUCUCCUCAGCAGUAAGUGAUCAUCAUCAUCAUCCCCACCACGGGGGGGAUGACAAAGUCCCGGGCUCGGAUACGACGUCUUGUGGCAGCUCGCGUCUGAUCCCAAACUGCGUCAAGACGUGGCGCUAUUCCCCCGUCCCGUCGGAGCCCCUGACUCAGACUUGCAGCUCCCACUCUUCUUUCUCGUACGCAGAGGACGGGGGAAGCGGCAGCAGCCCACCUUCUUCCAACCUGCAACAAUUGGACUUCUCCCUUUCCCCGCCGCCGCCACCGCCGCUGCACUCUGGCUGCAUGUCUGGACUCUCUCAGUGCCUGGUGAGCAGGGACGAGGCCAGGGAGCUCCACGGUGGUGGAGAGCUCGUCUUUUCUCAGGGUUGCGCCAAGAUCAAAAGUGAGCAGGGAUUCGGCGCCAGCGGUGGAAAUUCCAGCGACGAGUCGGGGGGCUCUUUCUCCGAGGGAGACAGCGAAAGUGGCAUCAGAGUAUCCGGUCCUGAGGUAAAGCUCCCUUUUCCGGUGGACCAGAUCACCAACUUGCCACGCAAUGACUUCCAGAUUCUCAUCAAGAUGCACAAACUGACCUCAGACCAGCUGGAGUUCAUUCACGACAUUCGCCGUCGCAGUAAAAACCGGAUCGCCGCCCAGCGCUGUCGUAAACGGAAGCUGGACUGCAUCCAGAACCUGGAGAGCGAGAUCCGCAAGUUGGUGUGUGAGAAAGAAAAACUGCUGAGCGAGCGCAACCAACUGAAGGUGUGCAUGUCUGAGCUGUGGCAGAACCUCUCCUUCCUCUCCCAGCAAGUGUGCCGAGAUGUGCAGGACAGCCGCUCGCCUCCUCUCUCCGGCGCUAUGGACGAGGCCUCCUUCCGCGCUCCAAAGUCGACGCUCGGAGUUGGAAGCGUGUCGGCGGCCGAGAGCAAGGAUGGGCAGCCGGGGGCGGAGCUCUCGGCAAAAGGCCCGCUGGCGUUUGAGGAAAUCUUCAGUCCCAGCGUAACUGUGGAUUUCUGUCAGGAAAUGAUUCAGAAAUGCACGACGGAAGAACAGAAGAGACACGACGGCACUUAAAGUUCAGUCGUAAGCGGACGCCUUCCUAUCGGUCGAUCGAUCUGUAUGUAGAUGUUUUAAAAGGAAGGGACAGCAAAAUGGUCCUCCCAGCAAUACUCCUCCACAGGUAUCUUUUUCCAAAAUGACGGGCAGCUUUUGACUGUUUGUUCCUCGGCUCGGCUCGGCUCGGCUCGCUUUCCUCCUUCCUGCGGGCAUUGCAGGAGGUUCAACUCAGGAAUUUCUCCGAAUGUUCACCCAAGUCCUUUCGACAGCAAACCUGGCAAGUUGACCACCUUGAAGUACAUACCUCUUUUUUUCUCAUUUGAUUGACAAUCUUGGGCUCCCAAUUGACAUUUGCGUACUGCAAAUGGUGGCCAUGCAAAGCGGAUAAGACGCCGAGCCUUUUUGCCCCAUGCUACUUGCCGUGGCCACAAACUUGGUGGCAUAUGUGGUGUGCGUCGGUGGCUGGUCCAAAUUGUGCUCGGGAUCUCAUUGUUGUCCCAGGCUGUAUGGUGGGACUAGGGCACUUUUUUUUGUUUUUGUUUUUUUUGGGUUGCUCCCAUUUUGGUUGUAAUGACAGCCUUGCCAUGGGAAGUGUGUCCCUACAGGUAAGUGACACUUUCUUUUGCAUUGUCACAUUUUGGAUGAUGUGGUUGUCUGGCGCUAAUUUUGCUUCGAUCAGGAUAUUAGGAGCUGGGUGAGUCCCAAGCUAUUUGAUGAUGUCCCGCCCACACUUUGCCAAAUGUGUUACUCAACACCCUGAUCUGGAGGCUUGAUUGACGAGUGUUGAUUUGAGUUUUGUUCAGCAGUGUUCUUAGAAGUUUGGGUUUUGCUUGAAAAGGGUUAAGGAAGAGUCUACUGCUGAACCAAGUAGAAUGUCAAAAGACACGCAUUUUGAUUUGAUUUGAAUUUGAGCUUCCCAAAACAGCCUAGUACAACUUUGUGGAGCUUUUCUCGAGGCACAAUCCAUCUCAACUGGCCUGUAAUUGACUCAAGACUUUGCUGUUAAAGGGGGAUUGCAUACAUUUGAGGAAAUGGUCCAAAAGAGCAAGUGUCAUUAUGCAACAUUUCUACAUCCAACUGUCUUUGUUGAAUGGAUGUGCCUAUUUCGUUGUUUUUCUUUGAAACUUGGCAUAUGCCUGAUGAUGGCACUUACUAAAUGUCUUCAUUCAAACAAUAUUCCUUCCGCACGUGCCUAUCUUAACAUUGCUCCGAUCCAUCUUCCCAAUGAUGCACAAGUGUUUUUUUCCCAAGUAUCUCACGAGUUAUUGUGCUCCUCACAAUUCGGUAACUCUAUUUUGAAUGUUUUGAUGACGUUGCUCCAAUGAAAAGUAAUCCGUUUCUAUGGCUGUGGCUAGCCUUUCAUAUUUCUUCAAUCAAUUCCAAUGAUGAUGGGAUGCUAAAAAUAUUGAUCCGAUUAGGCCUUGGGUGUUCAUGCGAAACAAAUCACGUCGACAUGCGCAGAUUGACAAAAACUACCGGAAAUCCUAGUCGAAGAAGCUGUCGCGACCGACGUCUGUGUCAACAAAACGACGAUUGUCGUCGGAGACAACUUGUUCCCGUCUCACUCUUCUUUCUCAUGUCAUGAGAGAAGAGAUCAAUUCACCAAAUGUGCUCCUCGCAACCUAUUGCCCGUCCAUGCGUAAAUUGGGGUGGAAACAUUGUUGCGUCUCUCAGCGACAGUUGCAUACUUGGGAGAUGGCGGCUAGUUUUGUUAAGACGGUCAAAAAAAGGACAGACGACGUGAUCAUCCAUCUGCUUCAUGCAAGUCAAAAGUGGGAUCUAAUUGUCAUUUCACGUUUGUACCAAUCUAACUUUUUUUCCCACCAACGUUUGAUGCUUCCGUUAGCCCAUUGUCACGCGACACACGUUUUGAUGUCAAUGUGGCAGCGUUUUUCCCAAAUACGCUAAAACCACACUGGUGCAUUAUUGAGUAGGGGUAAUGCCAAAUGGAAGGAAGGGCCAGGCGGAGUGCCGCCGCCGCCGUUUGUUCCAGGUUGAAGGUCCCAUGUUGAAGCCGUUUGCAAUGUCGACCAAACAAAGGCCUCUUCUGCUUACUUGACAUUACGUAGCGGCAUCAUUGACGGCCCUUGAACGUGCGUGCGUGCCUGGAACACAAAUUAUUUUCCCUCUUGCAAUUGCGGCUUGUUUUUCCACAGUAGAUAUUGACCGGCUUCGUAUGACAUCUUAAAUGUGAACUUUAUUUAUUUGGGCUAUGGUGGAGGUGAAAUGACAUAGAUGAUGGGCAGCUUUCUCACACUCGUUCUAGUUAACAAUUCCACCUGUUAAUUUAGUACUAGUCAGACGUGUACUCGCGUGUAAGUUGUAAUGUUUUCCUUAAGACGAGUGAGCAUGUUUACGAUUUUACUGUAUUGCGUUUUAUUUUGCUUUUGUAAAGGUACUACUAAGACCCCGUUAUGAAGUUCAUUAGAAAAGCAUUUUGUAAGUUAGCUAAAUGUUGAUGAAUUGGAGGGAAAAAUAGGACGAGUGCAGCUAAGUUUUCUUUCUCCUACAAAGGCCAGACUAAGUGAAAAGGUUUGAUUUCAUGUCACUUCGUCUAUGUCAUGAUAAUGGUGAAAUGCUCGUAUGGUGAAGAUGAGGCCACUGGGGGGUGAAAAAAACAACAAGAAAAAUAACGAUUGCGUGUGUAUAUAUCUUCCCUUUGUGUAAAUAUGGAGAACAAGAUUGUUCAAUAGUAAAUAAAUAAUCAAAGCAGCCAAUCCAAAUGAAAAUGGAAAUAUUUCUGCCUUUAAAUGACAAGAAUGGGAAUAGCAGAUUGCACCCCAAGCGCUAGGCGGAUGAACACUUUCCUUUUUUAUUUUGCUAAGGGUCACAACAAAAAGAUCAUAGUACCUUUCAUUGUUUACUUCUUGUAUUUAUUUCAUUUGGACUAUUUUGUUUCUCCAUAUAGUGUAGAUGCUAACUUGAAGCUUAAGGAAAUGGAAAUGAAAUUGCACUUAAAACAUCCAAAUGAAGAAUGAAAAGUUUGCGCUUCUAAAAUAAUAAGGUUGACAUUCUUGUGUUGAAAAUGCCUUGACUGGUUUCAGUGUGUGCUUUGAACUGGUCGCUAUUUGUGUUUUCUUCUCUUUCCGCUCAACUAAUGUUGCAUUCAGAGGUGUUGAUGGAGAAGCAACGGCACUGAUGCGCAAAUGCAAUGAUGCUUUGCUUUGCUUUGCUUUGCUUUGCUUUGCUUUGCUUUGCUUUGCUUUGCUUUGCUUUUGCCAUCCAUCCAUCCAUCCAUCCAUCCAUCCAGUCACAGAAAUCAAUUUGGAGCAUGGGCAAAGAGUAGUAACUCUGAAAAUGGUCCCAUGCCAAAAGCCUUGCCUGUGUGCAUUGCUGCUCCUAUUGUAUUCUGUGGAAGCAGGCGCACCAAGAGUUUCUAUCGCUCUUCUCCAACGAGCCUCGAAAACAAACGACUGCGUUAUUUGAAUUUGUGCACGACUUCCUUUUGAGUGGGAACCGCUGCUGACGACGAAGCAUUGCCAUUUUCAACGCCUCUGAAUGCGGCUCGGCUCAGCCGAUAAUUGUGACGCUCUUCUCGGGCCUUUUUUCACUGGGUGGAAAUGAAAGGAAGUACUACUUCAACUGAUUUGUUGUCCAUUCCAGCUGCAACUAGCUCGACUUGUUUCUCAGAUUUGGACAUUUCUGAAAAGCUCCGUUGAACUCACUUAAAACAUAUCUACCUGGAUAAUUCAGCAUACAUACCUCUUUUUGUGGGUAACGAUAGACUGUACGUAGUUUCUGUGGCGUUGUUUGUAACUUUUUACCCUUUGAACAUUCUUGUAUUUGUACCUUUUGACAUGUUCUCCUUUUUUUGAGUACCUGCAACACGACUGUUCUAGGCAGAUUCAGCGCUCUUGAUUUCAUUUUGUACCUCUGAAUGUUCAAAUGGCACAUUUAGUUUCGAGAAGAUUUUUGGGGUAAAUGUGCAACACGUCACGUUCCUUUGAUAUGAAAACAUGAGACGAAACCAUUUUUUUUGUCGAGGAAUAAAUAAAACAAAAAGCA